This is a messenger RNA of Phyllostomus hastatus (greater spear-nosed bat), 3449 nucleotides long. Its product is annotated as E3 ubiquitin-protein ligase TRIM39. Bases 550 to 2016 code for a protein of 488 amino acids. The transcript is spliced from 8 exons. The record is from RefSeq and is a predicted model, not a curated record. Gene Ontology annotation, molecular function: zinc ion binding; protein binding. Lineage: Eukaryota; Metazoa; Chordata; Mammalia; Chiroptera; Phyllostomidae. Gene Ontology annotation, biological process: negative regulation of proteasomal ubiquitin-dependent protein catabolic process; protein stabilization; positive regulation of apoptotic signaling pathway.
UACGGCGAGGAGCACUUGAAGCCCACGGCUGCGAGAACUUAACUCCCAUUAUAAUAAAUGGAUAACUCUAAAGUAGUCGGAAGUGACGUACUCGGUGAGACUCGCAGAUCAGCUACGUAAGUGGCUGCCACCUCAACUAUCCACCUUCUCCCGGGACUGGCCGGCGGAGGAUAACUGUAGCUCAAAGUCCGCCACCAGCCCCGCCUCUGCGGCUCCCAGCUGCACCCGAAACAAGCCAAGCCCGAGCCCUAACCAGACCGGAGAGCCUCGCAGCAAGCGCCCGGCGGCGCCUUGCGGGCAAUGGGCUUCAGAGCUCGGCCACGCGCAUGCGCGGCCCUCUCUCGGAGGAGUCCACGGAUCACCUGGACGACCACGCUGCAGCCACCUGCACCUCCGGAUCCUUUCCCGCCCUUCACUCCUGCUGCUCAUUCUCACCUCUGGCCUCCGGCCUUUUGCAGUACCCUGCACCUGAUCUGACGGUAGAAGAUGGAGACGGGGGUGGGAUCGAGUCGUGUGGACCACGCUCAGGAGAGGGUCGCAAGUUAAAUAAUGGCAGAGACAAGUCUGUUAGAGGCUGGAGCCUCUGCGUCCUCCACAGCUGCAGCUCUGGAGAACUUACAGGUGGAGGCAAGUUGUUCUGUGUGCCUGGAGUAUCUGAAGGAGCCUGUUAUCAUUGAGUGUGGGCAUAACUUCUGCAAAGCGUGCAUCACCCGCUGGUGGGAGGACCUAGAGAGGGACUUUCCUUGUCCUGUCUGUCGCAAGACCUCCCGCUACCGCAGUCUUCGCCCUAAUCGUCAACUAGGCAGUAUGGUGGAAAUUGCCAAGCAGCUCCAGGCUGUCAAGCGGAAGAUCCGGGAUGAGAGCCUCUGCCCCCAGCACCAUGAGGCCCUCAGCCUCUUCUGCUAUGAGGACCAAGAAGCUGUAUGUUUGAUAUGUGCAAUUUCCCACACUCACCGGGCCCACAACGUCGCACCACUGGAUGAUGCCACACAGGAGUACAAGGAAAAACUGCAGAAGUGCCUGGAGCCCUUGGAGCAGAAGCUGCAGGAGAUCACCCGCUGUAAGUCCUCUGAAGAGAAGAAGCCUGCAGAACUCAAGAGACUGGUGGAGAGUCGCCGACAGCAGAUCUUAAAGGAAUUUGAAGAGCUUCAUAGGCGGCUGGAUGAAGAGCAACAGGUGUUGCUUUCACGACUAGAGGAGGAAGAACAGGACAUUCUACAGCGCCUCAGAGAAAAUGCUGCUCACCUUGGAGAGAAACGCCGGGACCUGGCCCACUUGGCUGCUGAGGUGGAGGGCAAGUGCUUACAGUCAGGCUUCGAGAUGCUUAAGGAUGUCAAAAGUACCCUGGAAAAAUGUGAAAAGGUGAAGACCAUGGAGGUGACUUCAGUAUCCAUACAACUUGAAAAGAACUUCAGCAAUUUCCCCCGACAGUACUUUGCCCUAAGGAAAAUCCUUAAACAGCUAAUUGCGGAUGUGACCCUGGACCCUGAGACUGCUCAUCCUAACCUAGUUCUGUCGGAAGAUCGUAAGAGCGUCAAGUUUGUGGAGACAAGACUCCGGGAUCUACCUGACACACCACGGCGUUUCACCUUCUAUCCUUGCGUCCUGGCUACUGAGGGUUUCACCUCAGGUCGACACUACUGGGAAGUAGAGGUGGGAGACAAGACCCACUGGGCAGUGGGUGUGUGCCGGGAUUCUGUGAGCCGAAAGGGCGAGCUGACCCCACUACCUGAGACUGGCUACUGGAGGGUGCGACUGUGGAAUGGGGACAAAUAUGCAGCCACCACCACGCCUUUUACUCCUUUGCACAUCAAGGUGAAACCCAAGCGGGUGGGCAUAUUCCUAGACUAUGAGGCCGGCACACUGUCUUUUUACAAUGUCACAGACCGCUCUCAUAUCUACACCUUCACUGAUACUUUUACUGAGAAACUGUGGCCCCUCUUCUACCCGGGCAUCCGGGCUGGAAGGAAGAAUGCUGCACCACUUACCAUCAGGCCGCCAACAGACUGGGAGUGACAGGUAGGGACAUGGGAAUAACUGGAAUGAGGCAGGACCAAGAGCAAUGGGCCUUCCUUCCUGUGACCUGCUGGAAUGUCUUCGUGUUUGCCUAGUUCCAGUCCUGAAACAUCUGGGAGAAACACCUUGGUUUCUAGAAUGGCGUAUGUGGAGGAGUAGGUAGGACUGGUCUAGGAUGAGAGCACAGCUAUGUCUCCUCCCUAACUGAGUGAGGAGCUAGUUCACAGGGGAUUAUCUCCCCUGAGGUUCAUCGGGUUUUCUAUUACACAGGACAGGUUAGGAAGGAAGGAGAGGCUUUUCCAGAAACAAAAAAUCUCUGGGAGAGUCUGACAUGCUCAAACCAGAGGAGGAAACAUAGAAUAUGUUUCCCAGAAUAGUUGUGUUUCUUGAGGAAGAGCACAGGGGUGUGUAUACCUCUAGAUUGAAAUGAAAAUGAAUGACAGUUGCUUUCACGGGUCUAGAAGUUGAGUUUUUCCAAGAACAGAGAUUGGGCAUCAAAAGUUUAGAAAGAAGGUCAGGGAAGGCGGCUAAAGGAGCAAAUCCCUAGAGACUAAUGAAGUGGAGAGGAUUUCUUUGGUCUUCUAUCCCCAGAGUGAGGUUGCCAUUGUCAGUAGAUUGGCCAGAGGAGAGGGUGAGAAUGAUGAGGAGGAGGACCCAGGUCCCUAUCUCAGCCUUCAGCAGAGGUGGCUUAUUGCCUGCCUCCUUACAGUUGAUUGUCUCCAAGAAGUCAGUCACCUUCCUCUUCAGGGGUGAGGUACCAGAGAUCCUGCAAGACAGUCUACCCUUUAACUGCUUUCCCAGGGGAACUUGGGAAGGAGAGAGUCAGGUAUUAGAGAAAGAGAAACAUUUCUAUCCAAAGCUCUGGCCUUAAAAGAAUGUUGCUAAAUAGUUACUCCCAAGUUGUUAGCCUUAUUACCUGGUUAAGGUGUCCAAGCCAGAAACUGAGAACGGAAAUGGAGUCUUCCUCACGCUGAGGAUGGGGCAGAAGAGGGUGGCGUGUAUAGGGAAAGGCAAGAUGGGCGACUUCCUUGUGCCUGUGUGCAUCUGGCCUGGAACUAGUGUUCACAGGAGCCAGUCUUUUGCUUGUUUGCUGCCAUCCUUCACCAUUUGCCAUUUCCUCUAUCAGAGAAUGUAAAUCAUUUAAUGUUAGGCCAAAAUAAACAAUCUGUAGGGUACAUAUGUUGUCAAAAAAGGUAAAGUAAUACAUGCCAAACCAAACUAAAAUGACUUGGACUAUCUGCUGCUUCAGUAAUGGGGUUCACAGAAGGUUGGGAUAAGAAACUGCAGCUUAGUGAGGACAUUUCAGUUCCUCCUACCACCUCAACAGGACUCUGUUCAGACUCUCCUCUUACCUUUGUGCCUUGACUGUGGUUCUUUGUGGCAAGAUGCUUUGGUUGGUAAAACAAUAUGGAACAAAGGAUCCACUGAAGUGA